This is a messenger RNA of Coregonus clupeaformis (lake whitefish), 972 nucleotides long. Its product is annotated as G2/mitotic-specific cyclin-B1-like. Gene Ontology annotation, molecular function: cyclin-dependent protein serine/threonine kinase regulator activity. The record is from RefSeq and is a predicted model, not a curated record. Gene Ontology annotation, cellular component: nucleus; cytoplasm; cyclin-dependent protein kinase holoenzyme complex. The coding region runs from base 1 to 972 and encodes 323 amino acids. Lineage: Eukaryota; Metazoa; Chordata; Actinopteri; Salmoniformes; Salmonidae. The transcript has 7 exons. Gene Ontology annotation, biological process: regulation of cyclin-dependent protein serine/threonine kinase activity; mitotic cell cycle phase transition.
AUGUUUCAUGCCAAGCCCAUUCUAGCUGCCCCCGAGGAGCCUCAGAGCCAUGAGGCCACUCGGAACGAGGGGCUCAAUGUGCCACAGGCCUUCUCACAUGCCCUGCUCAACAUCCCAGAUGUGGACUCUGCAGACGCAGGCGACUCCUCGCUGUGCAGUGACUAUGUGAAAGACAUUUAUGCUCAUCUAAGGAACCUGGAGGUUGCCAUGGCUAUCAAACCAUGUUAUCUGGAAGGGUGUGAUGUGACAGGGAGUAUGCGGAGUAUUCUAGUUGACUGGCUGGUACAGGUCCAGAGUCAGUUCAGACUGCACCAGGAGACCCUCUACAUGACUGUUGGGAUCAUUGACCGCUUUCUCCAGGACAAUCCAGUGCCAAAGAAGUCUCUGCAAUUGGUUGGUGUCACUGCGAUGCUCAUCGCUUCCAAGUACGAGGAAAUCUCUCCUCCCGUGGUGGAGGACUUUGCCCAUACAACAGACUUCACAUACUCCUGUGCUGAGAUACGCUUGAUGGAAAUGACCAUUCUGAAAGCCUUGAACUAUGAACUGGGACGACCACCCCCAGUUCACUUUCUAAGGAGAGCUGCCAAGGUUGGGAAGCUUCAGCCUGUUGGUUAUGGGCUGGCUAAAUACCUGCUGGAGCUGACCCUCCUGGACUAUGCCUCAGUUCACUAUCCACCAUCCCUCACCGCUGCUGCAGCUGUUGCGUUAUCAUUCAGGAUCUUUCAAGAUUCUGUUGGUUAUGAAUGGACCCCAGCCCUGCAGCACUACACAGGCUACGCAGAGCUCUCUCUGCUACCUGUGAUGCAAUGCAUUGCCAAGAUGCUGGAGCGCUUGAGUGAUGGCAGCAUGAAACAGUUGUCAAUCAAGCAGAAGUAUGAAAACCUCAAACUACUCAGGGUCAGCUGUCUCCCAGAGCUGACCUCUACCAGGGCUUACGCCUACAUUAACAAACUAUCCAACUCUCACUGUUGA